Molecule: messenger RNA, 4338 nt
Organism: Acanthisitta chloris (rifleman)
Lineage: Eukaryota; Metazoa; Chordata; Aves; Passeriformes; Acanthisittidae
Product: macrophage mannose receptor 1-like
Exons: 30
Coding region: 1-4338 (1445 amino acids)
Molecular function (GO): signaling receptor activity
Source: RefSeq, a predicted model, not a curated record
AUGUCUGCCUACUUGCCCCUGAUUUUGGUCCUCUCCUUUAGCACAUCUCUUCAAGUAUCUGGUAGUGGAAUAUUUUCAAUCUAUAAUGAAGAUAGCAAGCUCUGUGCCCAAGCUCAGAACUCUAGCUCAAUCAUAACUACCACUUGUAAUGAGCACGAUGAGUUUCAAAAGUUUAGGUGGGUCUCUGCCAAACAGCUGCUGAGUGUGGCACUCAAGCUGUGCCUGGGAGUGCUCACCAAGAACGAUGACGCUGCCGUCACGUUGGAAUCCUGUAACAGGACAAAUGAACUCCAGUGGUGGGAAUGUAGAAAUGAGACAUUUGCAACCUACGGCAAGGAGUUGUUUCUCAGCUAUGGCAAAGGGAAGGGGAAGAAAAUCAGGCUGUCCGAAGGAUCAGGCAAAGGGAGCAGAUGGAAAAUCCAUGGAACUACAGACAGUGUGUGCUUACAGCGCUAUGAGGAUAUCUAUACACUGGGAGGAAAUGCCUUUGGUGCACCUUGCAUGUUUCCUUUUAAGUUCAAGGGUAAAUGGUAUGCUGACUGCAUCCCCCGGAGUCACGACUCAGGCUCUCUGUGGUGUGCAACUACUUCAGAUUUUGAUAAAGACCAAAUGUUUGGAAACUGUCCACUGAAAGACACCAACAACAAUGACCUUUGGAAAACGAAUCCUAUGACAGGGAUCCAGUAUCAGAUAAACUCACAGUCACUUCUGACAUGGCACCAAGCAAGGAAAAGCUGCCAGCAGCAGAAUGCAGAGUUAAUAAGUGUCACAGAUCUUCAUGAAGAAAUGUAUUUAUUAGGGCUCACUAGUGACCUGGGUGUAAAUGUAAAGCUCUGGACUGGUCUUUACAGCACACUCAACAGUGGCUGGCAGUGGACUGGGGGUAGUCCUUUCAGAUACCUAAACUGGGCUCCAGGAAAUCCCUCUGUGGAAUCUGGAAAAAUAUGUGGGACCUUCCAAGGUAGAAAUGGCAAAUGGGAAAACCAGGCAUGUGAUCGGAAACUGGGAUAUAUCUGCCAAAAGAGAAACACCUCCUUGGACACCUUCACUAUAGCUUCAGGUGACUUAAAGCCUGUUAAAUGCCCCAGGGGAUGGGUGCCCUAUGCAGGUCAUUGCUACAGAAUUUAUAGAACACCAAAAAUAUGGAAAGAAGCCCAGUCUGCCUGUAGAAAAGAAGAUGGAGAGCUGGCGAGUAUUCAUAAUAUUGAGGAGUACAGUUUUACAGUGUCUCAGCUUGGGUACAAGCCAGAUGAUGAACUGUGGAUUGGGCUAAAUGACUUCAAGGUUCGAAUGUAUUUUGAAUGGAGUGAUGGCACACCUGUGACUUAUACCAAAUGGCAUUACGGAGAGCCAGCCCACACAUCAGAUAAGGCAGACUGCAUCGUUAUGAAGGGAGAGGAUGGAUCCUGGGCUGACAGUACUUGUGAAAUGAAACUUGGCUACAUUUGUAAAAGGAAACCCUUGGCUGAAGGAUCAGGGGCAACUCAGGUUGAUUACAUAGGCUGCCAGAAAGGAUGGAUGAAGCACGGCUUUUAUUGCUACUCCGUGGGGCAGUUACCAACAACAUUUUCAACUGCAAAAAAAAUCUGUGAAGAAAACAAAGGUUACCUGCUUACUGUGAGAGACAGAUACGAACAAGCUUUUUUGACCUCCGUAAUUGGAUUCAAUCCAGCAAAAUAUUUCUGGAUUGGUCUCUCAGACACAGAGGACCAGGGGACUUUCAGGUGGGCAAAUGGGGAUCCAGUCACCUUCACUCACUGGAAUGUGGGAAUGCCCGGAGAACAGUCAGGCUGCGUGGCCAUGGCAACAGGAACUUCAGCUGGAUUAUGGGAUAUUUUGAACUGUGAAGAAACAAACAUGUUUCUCUGUAAGCAGCUGGUGGAGGGAGUGACACCCCCUCCGCUACCUCCAACAACUCCCCCUCUCCUGUUCUGCCCAGAUGGAUGGCAGUCAGUUCCUCAGAGCAGCUUCUGCUUCAAAAUUUUUCAAGGAGGAAGAGAGAAAAUGCAAACAUGGUUUGGUGCAAGAGAUUUUUGCAGAACCAUUGGAGGAGAUCUGGCAUGUAUCCACAAUGAAGAAGAACAAGAGCUGAUAAAAACAUUAGAUAAAUAUUAUAUUCACUUGUCCUACUGGAUGGGUUUAAGUGCCUUGGAUGCCGACAGUGGAUUUACAUGGAGUGAUGGCUCACCAGUAAAUUUUGAAAAAUGGUCACAUGGAGAGCCAAACAAUUAUCAUGGAAAUGAAAAAUGCGGUGUGUUUAACGCCUUCUACAAUAUGCGCUGGAAUGAUUUAUUUUGUGAACACAUGCUGGACUAUGUUUGCCAAAUUAAAAAAGGAGCAUCACUGAAACCAGAGCCUAAUUCCACAUUCACUUAUGAACGUGUUGCUGGUGAAGAGGACUGGAUAAUAUAUAAUCACAAGGAAUACUACUUCAGCAGCGAAGCAAUGCCUAUGGAAAAAGCCAGAGACUUUUGCAAGAAGAAUGGUAGCGACCUUGCUGUCAUUGAGAGUGAAAGUGAAAAAAACUUUCUUUGGAAAUAUGUUUUUUAUAAGGAGUGGGGACAUAAAUUCUAUAUUGGCUUAAGCGUGAGCCUUGACAAAACAUUCCAGUGGAUGGAUGGAACUCCAGUGAGCUAUGUUGCCUGGGCUCCAAACGAACCAAAUUUUGCAAAUAAUGAUGAAAACUGUGUGGUUAUGUAUACCCAAACAGGUACAUGGAAUGACCUCAACUGUGGCAGCGUCGAGUUAUUCAUCUGUGAAAGGCUUAACAACACUGUUCGUACAACAGUUGCUCCCACUUCACCACCACCAAAGGGUGGGUGUCAGGAAGAUUGGCUUCUCUUUGAUAACAAGUGUUUCAAAGUAUUUGGCCUUGAUGAAAAUGAUACAUUGUCAUGGCAUGGUGCACGGAACAAUUGCAUUGAUUUGGGAGGAAACCUGGCUACUAUAUCAAAAAAGGAAGUGCAAGCUUUUCUCAUGUCCCUCUUGAAAAAUGCUGCAACAGAUGCUUGGAUUGGAAUGAAUGACAUAAAUCAGGAGCACACAUACUUAUGGACAGAUGGAAGCCCAGUAGACUAUACAAACUGGGCAAAAGGUUCCCGAACUUAUUAUAGUAUGAAUGAUUGUUUCUUUAUGGUGAAGAAUCCUAUUGAACAGGCAGGGAAAUGGAAAGAUGAAGAAUGCAAAACAAGCAAAAGUUACAUAUGCCAGAAAAAUUCUGACCCCAAACUGCAAAAUUCCCAACCCACAGUUCCAAUGUUUGGCUUUCAUUCUUAUGGUAAUGACCGUUAUGCAGUCAUCAACUACAAAAUGAGCUGGGAAGAAGCAGAGAAGAACUGCAGGGACCAGUCUGCAGAUCUCGCCAGUAUCUUGGAUCCCUAUGUUGAAUCUUACGUGUUGUUACAAAUAAUAAAGCAUGGGGGGCCUGUGUGGAUUGGCCUUAACAGCAACAUGAGUGGUGGCCAAUACAUAUGGUCAGAUAAAAGGAGGAGCAGAUAUCAUAACUGGGCCAGCGGAGAACCAAAUAAGAACAAAGCCUGUGUCUAUUUAGAUUUGGAUGGUUUUUGGAGGACAGCAUCUUGCAAUGAGACAUUUUUCUCUCUCUGUAAACAAUCCAAUGACUUAAUCCCUAGUGAACCACCACAGCUUCCUGGGAAGUGUCCUGAGCCAAAGCGUGGUAGAUCUUGGAUUCCCUACCGUGGUCAUUGCUACUAUGUUCACACCACUUCUGAGGAAAGCUGGCCUGAUGCUUCCAUGGUGUGUAUUCAAAUGGGUGCUUCUCUGGUUUCCAUAGAAGAUUCAGCUGAAAUGAACUUUCUCUUAUUUUAUUUGUCUCCACUUACGAAUGACUUCAGAAAGUUUUGGAUAGGACUGUUCAAAAAUAUUGAUGGAGAAUGGAUGUGGAUAGACAGAAGUGAGGUGGAAUAUGUCAACUGGGAGAAAGGAGAGCCUACAGUAAGUUUUAAUGAACGCUGUGUUGACAUGGAUGUCUCAAGCGGAACCUGGAGGACCUAUUACUGCUCUGUUGACCAGAAUUUUAUUUGCAAAACCCCAAAAAUUCCAGAAGUUGAUCCAACCCAUGAUUCACCUGUCAAUAAUGCAUCCAAAAAUGAAGCUGCUGCUUCAUCGGCAAAUGGUUUAGGUGGGAUCAUUUUUAUACUGAUCAUCCUUCUGCUAGCUGGAAUUGGCUUCACAUUGUAUUAUUUUUAUAAAAAAAGACGUGGUCAACAAAUGAUUACAGCCAGUUUUGACAAUGCCAUAUACUGUGGUGACCCUGGAACUCAUGAAUCAAAUUGUCUUGUGACCAAUAUUGAAGAAAAUGAGCAGGCAACAAUUUAA